Molecule: messenger RNA, 1916 nt
Organism: Lytechinus variegatus (green sea urchin)
Lineage: Eukaryota; Metazoa; Echinodermata; Echinoidea; Temnopleuroida; Toxopneustidae
Gene: sav1
Product: protein salvador homolog 1-like
Exons: 9
Coding region: 103-1398 (431 amino acids)
Biological process (GO): regulation of cell population proliferation; apoptotic process; hippo signaling
Molecular function (GO): molecular adaptor activity; protein binding
Source: RefSeq, a predicted model, not a curated record
AAUAUCGAGAGAGCGCCGAUUGGAAGUUGGUGUCACGAAUUUUAGACAAAAAACGGAAUUGCUAACCAUUUCCUUUGUGUUUGCAUGUUCCAGAUGUAGAACAUGCUUCUGAGGAAGAAAGAUUCAUCCAAACCGUUACCUCCUGAAGGCAUCGCUGGCAAGUAUACCAAGAAAGAGACAUCACCAUGGUUACAGGGCUAUAUGAGUCCCGUUCAACGCAAUGGCCCAGCCUUGAAGAGACCAUCUCAGAUACCAUCAGGAGGACAGCCGGGGAACCCAAACCCAGCAGUACCCCAGUGGGAACCAAUAGGGGCCCCUGUCGGACGACGGCCUGGUCUAGCGCAACUGGGUCUACCAGACUUUAACAAAGACAAUGGACAGGCACCAACAGAACACCAUAGUGGAUAUGGUGACCGUGGUUUACCCAGCCAACGAGGGGGGUCUCCCCAUCUCCCGGCUAAUGCCUUUAGACAAGACAAGCCACCUCAUGUCGGUAAUGUACCAGAUAUGCCUCUUCCUCCGGGCUGGACUGUAGAUAGGACGAUGAGGGGGAGGAAGUUUUAUAUUGAUCAUAACACCCAGACAACUCAUUGGAGCCAUCCACUGGAAAAGGAGGGCUUGCCUCCGGGUUGGGAGAAAGUUGAAUCUAGAGAGCAUGGAACAUACUAUGUCAAUCAUGUCACAAAGAGCGCUCAGUACAGACAUCCAAACGCACCCAAGAUUCCACGAUACGAACCUACCCCGCCCAUCCCAAAGAGUCUGCCCAUCCCACCCCAGUCAUCAAACAUCAACCCAGCGACUCGUUCACAAGGUCAAGCCAGCCAGGCAAACAACUUCUGGGUACCACCGAAUCCUUAUCUUUACACAGAAAUACCAAACUGGUUGGAUGUGUAUUACAAGGCUUCCCCCGAGCAUGAUCAUAAGCUGAAGUGGGACCUGUUCAGACUGCCGGAGUUAGAUGCAUUUCAAGCAAUGUUAACAAGGUUAUAUAAAGAAGAUUUAAGAACAGUGGUAAUGGACUAUGAAGCGUACAGGCAAUCAUUACUCAGGGAGAUUGAAAGGAGACAUGUCAGGCAAUUACAUAUACAGCAACAACAGAUAGCAUACCAGCAACAUGGCUACCCACAACCUGCUCAGGCUCAUGGCCACCACCCACAACAACAACAACAACAGCAGCAACAACAACAAGAGCAACAACAAAGACCAGUUAGCCAACUCAACCAGCUCCAACAACAUCCUGGUCUCAGGCAGCAACAUGAACAGCCGCAACAGGCAUUAUCCCACCAGCAACAACUUGCCAUAUUGUACCAACAGUUGUUAAAGCAGCAGCAGCAACAGCAACAAAAACUCCACCAACAGACGCAUGGUGCUAAAGAUAGUAGGGAAACAAGGAUAUGAAGAGGUCAGUCUUGGUUAGAUCCGUUGAUGGCUUUUAGUUGUAUGUGACAACUGAAGUCAACAUGCAGGUUGAUAUAAUAAGAAUUGAUGGCAUUAAUAUCCUUAUUACUUCACCCAGGUAGGACGAGAGAUCUGCACAUGCGGUACAUACAUUGAUGUAAUCAACUUGCAAUUUGCUAAUUGGAUAGUAUAUGAAAGUGAUGUUGAUGGUGAUUUUUACCUAAAUGCUAAGAGAGCAUGAAGGCUUGUAAGCAAGCUCAACUAGAUGACUGAAGGCUAAAGAUCCUCUCCAGGGGACCUUAGAAGCGUUUCAUCAAUUUUUUUGUCAGAAUAGUUGUCAGAUCUGACAACUUCUCUUGAUUUUGAUUGGCUGAGAAGUACUGUUCCUAAGGUAACUGUUGUAUUACAUAGGACUGUCAGAUGAAACGUCCGACAAUUCCUUUGAUGUAACGCUCCCCUGGUAAUAAUUGCCUUACCAAAGGGAACUAUCGCACCAAGUGGUAAUAAGAGCCGGGUCA